GCCCUGGAGUGCUUCUUGAGUUGUUCUCAAAAUGGCUGCGCCCGAAGAAAACACGCUUCCUCGUGAAGAUGAAGAAAUUGAAGAGAUGGAAGCGGGUGACAGCGAUGAAGAUGAGAUGGAGGAAGAAGGACAAGAGGAGGAAGCUGGGGAGAGUGAAGUGUAUGUGCCUGGCGUUAAGCCGCUUCAGCCGGGAGAAGAGCUAGAGAUGGACCGCUCGGCUUACCGCAUGUAUCACGAGUGCCAGACAGGUGCCCCUUGUUUGAGUUUUGAUGUAGUACGUGAUGCUGAGGGAGAAGGAAGAGAGAAGUUUCCCCUGUCCAUGCUACUGUGUGCAGGUACACAAGCAGACACGGCUCUCAGUAACAGACUCAUUGUCAUGCGCAUGCACAACCUGUAUGGGACUGAAAAAGAGACGGAGGAGGAGGAGGAGAGCAGUGAUGAGAGUGAUGAUGAUGAUGAUGAAGAAGAUAAUAAGCCACAGAUGGAGUUGGCCAUGGUGCCCCAUUAUGGAGGAAUAAAUAGAGUCAGAGUGACCCAGAAUGGUGAGCAGUCAUUGGCUGCUGUUUGGUGUGAGAAAGGUCUGGUGGAAAUUUUUGAUCUUCGGCCACAGCUGGAAGCUGUUAACAGCUCUACUGCCAUGGCAGCAUUCAUUAAACAGCAUAAGGAGGCUACACCUUUGUUCAGUUUCUCAGGUCAUAUGACAGAAGGCUUUGCUAUUGACUGGUCUCCUAAAGUACCAGGCCGGCUUGUGAGUGGAGAUUGCAAGAAGAACAUUCAUGUGUGGGAGCCAAGAGAAGGUGGAACUUCCUGGCAGAUUGACCAACGGCCUUUUAGCUCGCAUAACAAGUCUGUUGAGGACCUACAGUGGUCACCAACUGAAGCAACAGUUUUUGCCUCCUGCUCAGUGGAUCAGUCCAUUCGCAUUUGGGAUAUCAGAGCUCCACCAAAAUCCAUGCUUUCAGCCAAUGAGGCUCACUCCUCAGACGUCAAUGUCAUCAGUUGGAAUCGGAAUGAACCGUUUCUGUUAUCUGGAGGAGAUGAUGGGCUUCUGAAGGUGUGGGACUUGAGGCAGUUCCAGUCUGGGCAUCCGGUGGCCAGCUUCAAGCAGCACAGUGCUCCGAUCACAUCGGUGGAAUGGAGUCCCAUCGAUUCCAGUGUGUUUGCCGCAUCUGGAGCAGAUGACGUUAUCAGCCAAUGGGAUCUGUCGGUGGAGUCAUGUGACAUAAGUGAACAAGCUGAAAGCUUAAAGAAGCUCCCUCCACAACUGCUGUUUUUGCAUCAGGGCCAGAAAGAGGUCAAGGAGCUCCACUGGCAUCCGCAGAUCCAGGGCACUCUCAUCUCCACUGCGCUGUCAGGAUUCAACGUUUUCAGGACUAUUUCAGUGUAAACAGCAAAGUGGUUUUGUGCCUUAUGACAAUAGUAAAAAUAAUGUUAAAUACCA
This is a messenger RNA of Tachysurus fulvidraco (yellow catfish), 1441 nucleotides long. It is a transcript of the gene grwd1, whose product is annotated as glutamate-rich WD repeat containing 1. Gene Ontology annotation, molecular function: protein binding. The record is from RefSeq and is a predicted model, not a curated record. Lineage: Eukaryota; Metazoa; Chordata; Actinopteri; Siluriformes; Bagridae. Bases 32 to 1387 code for a protein of 451 amino acids. The transcript is spliced from 7 exons.